Molecule: messenger RNA, 1476 nt
Organism: Striga asiatica
Lineage: Eukaryota; Viridiplantae; Streptophyta; Magnoliopsida; Lamiales; Orobanchaceae
Source: the annotation of a GenBank genome assembly
AAAAGAUAAAAGAAAAACUCUGCAAAUGAAUUAUUAGUUAAAAACCUAGGGCAAAUGUUCUUAUCAAAAAUCUUCACCAGACACCUCCUCUUUUUCUCUCCAAGUUUUCCUCCUCUCUGCUCUGUCUAGACGAAGAAUAGGAGGUCAAGGCAUGUCUUCUGAUGCUGCAAAAAGAGUUGCUUCGACAGUUGAUUCAUCCAUGAAUGAAUGCAAAAAGGAUAUGACAAGCUUGCAUGAUUCUGUUUCGCCAAGGGGUACGUCAAAUGAGGGAACAUUUCUCUCGGAGCCAGAAGAGCUAGGGCUUUCUCGUGACCGGAUGGGAUCGCAAAAUAGCCCUGAAGGGAUGACUCUCUGCGUUACUAAGAGCGCUAGAAUGAGUUUCACCAAAUCCGUCAACAUGAGUGGUUUCUUCCAAGGGUAUGCUCAAAUGAUGUCUUCCGUUGGUUGGAGGAGGGAUAGCAUUUGGAAUCAAGGAAGUGGAAAAAAUAAUCCAUGGGGCCGUAGUUUCAAAGUCAAGUGGCUACGUCUAAAUGACUUGCCGUUUCAGCAGACUCUCCAUUUGAAAAAUCCAUGGAAUGACUUCAAGCCUGUCAAAAUCAGCAGAGACUGUCAGGAGUUGCCUGGGGAUAUUGGUGAAGCUCUUUGUCAGCUUCUUGAUGAAGGUUAUGGUACGGAUGCUAUCCUGAGAAGGGAUGAAGUUCCUGGCGGUGAUUUUUCCGUACGAACUCCUUGUGAAUUCCAUUCUGUACAACUUGAGGAUUUUAAUGGGCCACCAAUGCAUAUGGCACCUUUGCUUUACCCGUCUUUGUUAUAUCAACAUCAAGCUGAACUCACUGGGUUUCAGUUGCCACACCAGACACCUGGGUUGAUUCUUAAUAACUCUUCAAGUGUCCCUGAGGCGCCAAAAUUAAAACAAUCAAGGAGUUUCCGAGUAAAUGGAAGCUCAGCUAAUAGGACUGAUAACCAAAUUAACAGUUGGGGCUUGCCAGCAGAGAGGACCCCCUUUUCUGGUACUUUGACAGAAGAUGAUAUACUGGGAAUGGCUGCCGGGCGAUCCACAAGCUUACAGAAGUCGUCAUCGAGUAAAGAACGUUCUGAAGAUUCGCAAUCAGCCAGCAGUUCAAAGAAAAGGACUUACAGUCAAUCCCUUGAAUGAGAUUUACUUGGAUCAAGUUUGUGAUGUAACAAUGAGCUGCAGUUUCAUUUACCCGCGAAGCGGCAUUUGCUUUGAACCUUUCUUCUUUUUUUGCGGAAAAAUUGCACCUUUUGUCCUGAUAUUCAGGAGUCAUUGCUUAAUUCCUGUUGUAACAUUAGUUGUACUACAUGUUAUGUUGUGGCUAUGAACUUGUACAUAAGAAGUUACAUGUGCAUUUCGUUCUCCAGAAUAACCAAUUGGUCAGACCUUUGAAAACCAUCCCCUUUGUACAGCAAAAUUAUUUUGUUGGUUAAACCAUGUUUUUUUUUUUUUUUAAUUGC